ACUCCACUACUUCCACCUCUGGUUCUCUUUAUACAUCGAUGCCCUGGAGUCUUAUUGUCCUGUGUUUGUCUCCAGGUGUGGGACGGGACCAGAAGUGCUUACACUCUGCCUAAGGUGAUCGUGGAGCCUGACACCACGGAGGGACCGUCCUCUUUCCCCCCGGAGAGAGAGAGGCUCAUCGCAAACAUCCUCGUCUACGACAACCACGUGGAGUACGCUCGGCAGCUGAAGCCCGGGGAGUUCCUGCGGAUCUACAACCUGCGAGCGAUCCCAGGAUCCAGCAAGGUGCCGGGCCUCACCAGCUGCCAGAAGGAGCUGGACCACCUGGCCUUCCACCUGCACGGGGGAAACACCUUCGGGAGGGGCAUCCGGGUGCUUCCAGAAGACUGCCCCGACGUGCAGGAGAUGAAGAGAGUCAUGGAGGCCUGCCCAGAGGAUGAUGAAGACGAGUUCUCCGAUCUGAACGACUCAGAGUUGAUGGAGAUCUGGAGCACGCCACCUGAGUCCAUCGAGCCAAGUCUUUUAAGGGCACAGAUGUCAGAGUCUGCACGAGGAGAAGAUGCUGAAACAUCGGAGAGCAUGAACACAAGCUGCCGCAGCUCCACAGAGAGACGCUGUGAUCACGACACGCACUCGGUGUCUCUCUCCGAGGUGAAGUGCUCCGGUCCGGCUGGAGUUCAUCACGUCAGAGUCCAGCUGAGAUCCUACGAGCCUCAGAGACUCCACCAGUCUCUGAAGCUGUACUGCAGCAAGUGCUCUACACUGCAGGAAGUCCCAGAUGACGAGAUGUUGGCGGGUCUCUUCUCCGAGGCGUCACGAGACUCCGGCCCCUUCAGCCCCCCCGCCUGGGCGGUCUCUGGGCAGGUCAAUGUCCCCGGAAACCCCCCGGGAUCCAAGACACGAACUCUGGGAGUCCACCUGUCCACAGAGUUCAUGUCCAAGCAGCUCCUCUUCCUCAUGGGUUCCUCUCUGGAGGAAACGUUUGUCCUCUCGUCCGGUUACCAGAACAUCGUCCCUGUGAGGUCGUCUGGAGGUCAACUGACUCUGCUCCACCCGUCUGCCCCGUUCCUGUUCAGAGGCACGAGGACAUACUACGGGUGUGAGCGAUGCUCUGAGGCUGCGGUGAGGGAACCUGUGUGUGCAGGAGAAGGCAAAAUACUGGAUGAGAAGAUCAUCGCAGAAGCUCUGGGCGUGGUCCCGCUGCAUUUCGUCCUCCUGAUGAAGCUCGAGCUGCAGGACGUUUCCGACUCGCUGCACGUCUUCCUGUGGAGAAACGCCGAGGAGUUCUUCGGCGUGUCAGCGGAGGACGCAGCAGCCAAUCAGGAGGCUCAGGACAUAAUCAGCCAAUCAAUGGACUCCCUCUGUCCAGCAGGGGGCAGCACCGCCGAGCGUCCAUGGAUGGAUCUUUGUCUGACAAAGUACCAAAGUGUGGAGGACGAUGGUCUGAACCAAAUCUGCUACCAGAUCAGCCACAGCACCUUCACCCGACCGUCAGCGCCUCCCAACACUAACCCCGCCUGAUUUAAAGGCCGUCGUUAAAACCUGCAGAAGAAAAAUCUGUUCCUGUUUUAAUAUUCGUGUAUUUUACAUUAUCUGUUUAUUUGUAUUUAUUGGAUUAAACUGUACAUAAAUGUUGCUGCAAAAAUGUGUAAAACUGUUUUUUAAUAAAGUGUUUCAAUAAAGAGUCAUUUUCUUUUA
Gymnodraco acuticeps is the source of this 1698-nucleotide messenger RNA. RefSeq names its product protection of telomeres protein 1-like. The record is from RefSeq and is a predicted model, not a curated record. Lineage: Eukaryota; Metazoa; Chordata; Actinopteri; Perciformes; Bathydraconidae. The annotation marks the transcript as partial. Gene Ontology annotation, molecular function: telomerase inhibitor activity; G-rich strand telomeric DNA binding. Gene Ontology annotation, biological process: telomere capping; regulation of telomere maintenance via telomerase. The transcript is spliced from 12 exons. Gene Ontology annotation, cellular component: nuclear telomere cap complex.